Mucor mucedo is the source of this 912-nucleotide messenger RNA. RefSeq lists its product as uncharacterized. Gene Ontology annotation, cellular component: elongator holoenzyme complex. The coding region runs from base 59 to 832 and encodes 257 amino acids. The transcript has 2 exons. The record is from RefSeq and is a predicted model, not a curated record. Lineage: Eukaryota; Fungi; Mucoromycota; Mucoromycetes; Mucorales; Mucoraceae. Gene Ontology annotation, biological process: tRNA wobble uridine modification.
UUUUUUUUUUUUUUUUUUUUUUGGUGCAACUUUUGACACCUCUCUUAAAAAAAAUAAAAUGGGUUAUGCAACACUUGACGCAGCACUUGCGUUUCCCAACAAUGUUCCACCUACAAAAACUCACAUUGCAAUUACUGAUUCCUUGAAAUCGGACGGCAACUUUUUAAUUCAUCACUUUGUUGUGAAUCACUUGAAAGCGAAUAAACCCGUAGUCCUUGUUGGUCUUGCACAAAUUUUCAACCAUUACUUUUUAAUCGGUCGCAAAUUGGGUAUCAAUUUACAAACAUAUAAAACAUCAGGAAAAUUCGUGUUUGUGGAUGGAUUAACGCACUUGACGGAUUACACGAACGAGACACCUUACCCACCCAGCAAAGCACCCACAGCACCUACAGAUACAUUGGAUUAUAAAAACAAGGGAUCGGAUGUAUUGAAGUCGUUUUAUUUGUUAAUCAAGGGAUAUAUGAAGCCUGACAGCUUGUUGAUUUUGGACGAUAUCAGUGUGUUAUUGUACAAUGGAUUCACGCUUGCACAAGUCACUGGGUUGAUAGCCCGAUUAAAUAUGCUGGAAGGUACUUUAUUGACGGUGAUGCAUGCGGAUGAAGAAGGUGCGGAGGAUGAAGAACAGGAUGGAUUUAUCAAGAAUAUUAUCUAUGGAUCGAAUAUUGUACUUCAGGUGCAACCAUUAAAUAGUGGAUUGGCAAGAGAUGUCCAUGGUCAAAUUGAUAUCAUUCAUGGGUCGAAAGCCAUGCAUGUUAUUACACCUCAGUCUAUGCAUUACAAAAUUCUGGAUAAUAAUGUUCAUUUCUUUGCAAAAGGUGUAUCACAAGUUUAAACUUAGCUCAAUCAUUAAUUAAAAAUCUAUUUAUAAAACAAUUAUAAAAAUGUAACCCAGUAAAAAAGUUCUUAAUCCAC